This is a messenger RNA of Lobosporangium transversale, 841 nucleotides long. Its product is annotated as Pre-mRNA-splicing factor SPF27. Gene Ontology annotation, biological process: mRNA processing. The coding region runs from base 15 to 788 and encodes 257 amino acids. Gene Ontology annotation, cellular component: catalytic step 2 spliceosome; precatalytic spliceosome; Prp19 complex. NCBI's taxonomy places the organism in Eukaryota, Fungi, Mortierellomycota, Mortierellomycetes, Mortierellales, Mortierellaceae. The transcript is spliced from 4 exons. The record is from RefSeq and is a predicted model, not a curated record.
AUUACAUCAAUAUCAUGAGCUCACAAUUUAAUCUGGACGCAUUACCAUAUGUCGACAAACAAAUCGAUGAACCAGGUGUUCGCACCAUGGUUGACAAGCUGAUUGCAGCAGAGAUGAAGCGCAUGCCAAAACCUCGUGACCCUGCCUCUCUUUUCUCGGAUAUCGAGCUCUUCAAAGCGGAUGAACUUUUGCAGCAGGAACUGGAGCGUGUUCGUAAAGGCAGACCAAUGGAAACAUUGGAUUUCUCUCGCUAUCGUCUUGAUCCGCCUACAGCAUCAGCAACAGCAUCAGCAACAGCAUCAUCAUCUACUUCGUCAUCAACCACAGGAUCAGAUUCGACUUCUGCAAUAGAAGGCGGUAUAUCUGCCACAUCCACACCUUCUGCAUCUGAGGAAUUACCCGAAGGACGUAAACUAUGGCUCGAAGCCCUUGAUAAUGCGAAUGCGCAGCUGGAGCAUCAAAGUCAACGGAUCCUUAACCUGGAAUUAAUUCAAAAGUUUGGAAGCAAUGCUUGGAAUGUUCAUAAUUAUCAAAUGGAAUACGAUCUUAGCUUACUUCGGAAAGCUGUUGAUGAAAAACGAUCUGAAGUUGUGGAGCUAAACAAGCUGCGAAAGCGCGAUCAGACGGAGAUUGCAGAGUCGCUGCAAAGGCUCGAGGCCAAAUGGGCGGAGCUAAUUAGCUCAACGUUACAAGUUGAAGUCGCUAGCACAUCUUUGGAGGCAGAACUCGCACAACUGAAAGAAUACGAAGCCAAAUUGAGUAAGGACCUUGGUGUAUCCCUCUCUUAACUAUCUAAGUCAUAGAGCUUUUAUGUUACAUUAAAUCUUCAGCAUUUGAGAGG